Molecule: messenger RNA, 979 nt
Organism: Polychytrium aggregatum
Lineage: Eukaryota; Fungi; Chytridiomycota; Chytridiomycetes; Polychytriales
Exons: 1
Coding region: 179-940 (253 amino acids)
Source: RefSeq, a predicted model, not a curated record
GCAUUUCGACCGAUUGGAGGAUAUCGACUGGUUGAAGGAUAUCGGUGAUUCGAGGGGCGGAACUAUCCAAAGGAUAUCGACACACUCGAGCAGCUCGAGGUACAAGGCCAUGAUGCUGUCUGUGCAUCGGCCAUUCAGCUCACCAUGUUGUUGGCUGCUGGCUGCUGGUCGUUGAUGGAUGUGCUCGCUGGUUCCGGGUCUGGCUCUGGACUGGCCGGGAUGCUGUGCCCUUGCAUCGAGGCAUGUUUUCAGGAACGGCCAUGCUCGGCCGGAGAGUGGCUGCCAGCAUCGCCAAUGGGUUAUGGCCGACCUGGCUCUCGCUUUCAUCCACCACCUGCUCCCACCAAGGUAUAUCCCACCAAGGUAUAUCCCACCAAAGUAUAUCCGGGCAGCAUCAUCGAUCCCCUUGCUGGCCCAACUUGACGUUUCCCAACAAAGCCGUCCCUCGCACAUCGCGCGGGAAUCGCCCCUGGUCCCCGCCGACCAGGGGAGCCUCGAGUCCUGCGUUUAUCUUGGCUGGUUCUGUCCCUUCCUGUUGCUCGCUAUCCUUGCUUGUCUCUCAGCCUCCCUGGCCUCGCCGACACCGAUCCGCACUCCAAUCCUGCAGCAUACAGCUCGCCUAGUACAACCAAGUGAUCGAUAUCUGGAAGCAGCUCGGCCUCCCCAACAACCCUCUCAUCGAUGCCAUCAACCAGGACGGCAGCAACACGAUCCCUCCCUUCUUGGGUGGCAUAUCUCCAUGACGGUUGCAUCAGUCACGACUAAAUCAAUGCUGCAAGUACCCUCCUCGACAGUGGAGCCCUUGCUGUCGCCACCGAUAUCGGCCAGUCUACCGAGUCAGGUCGUCCAGAGGUUCUUGACAUCCUCGAGGGACUGGACGAAUCGCCUUGACCGACUUGGCCAGCAUCGGCGGGUUUGUGUCUUCGCUAGUGCUGACUGAACCAGAUUCAAUGCCUUCAUACACUCCCGAUCGGCCAUC